Athalia rosae (coleseed sawfly) is the source of this 3896-nucleotide messenger RNA. RefSeq names its product lysosomal alpha-mannosidase (gene LManII). The transcript is spliced from 16 exons. Lineage: Eukaryota; Metazoa; Arthropoda; Insecta; Hymenoptera; Athaliidae. Gene Ontology annotation, molecular function: alpha-mannosidase activity; carbohydrate binding. The record is from RefSeq and is a predicted model, not a curated record. The coding region runs from base 769 to 3819 and encodes 1016 amino acids. Gene Ontology annotation, cellular component: lysosome. Gene Ontology annotation, biological process: mannose metabolic process.
GAUACGCCUGUAUGAUAUGCAGUACAAAUAUUUACAGCGACGAUAGCUACGUGGAUCAAAGAAAGCGAGCUAAAGGUCGAACGGUUAUCUCCCAGGAGAUAUCGUGGCUAUUUGAUACACAAUUAUGUUGUCCGCCACGGGCUGUGGAAUACUUUUCAGAAUGGAAACAUCAUUUCUCAGCCAUGUUUGCCAUAUGCGAUGCGGUGAAGAUACGAUAUCUGGAAUAUCCACAGCAUUUGUGUACCAAGAAUAAGAAAAUUACGGUAUACCCAUAUUUCGAGUCCCUACGAAUACCCUAUUAUAAUUCUAGGUACUAAAAAUGACAUACAUCCCAAUAAACGGCUCUCGCGGGAACGUAACGAUCGCAACGGAGACCUUCUCCGAGUAAUAUACGCUCAUCUCAUUUCUUAGCGCAAUAACAAUGAGAUCUUACCAGUUUAUGACCACAUGGUCUGAUCCUCGACUGUAUGUAACUCACACACCUUCGUUGUUAAUACGAACAACGGACGGGGGUCAAAGGAAGUCAUUUGAGUGUGUCUUCGCGAUGCGUGAUGUAUUUAUUUGUACUGCUCGUGUGUGCUGAGACGACGAAGCUUGCUGAGGAGAUCGGGAGCGUGUUACGCCGACGCGGAGUUCAAAAAGAAGCGUAAAAUAUCGGCAGCCCACUAUUGGAGUCCAGCCGUCAUCCUUCGACGAGUGCAUCCGGAUGAUUUUCAAUUUCCUCCAUUCGCAAGAUCAGUAGGACUCUUGAAAUUAAUACCGAACACGAUGGCGAGGAGAGUCGAAAUCCUCACCUCGAUUUCGAUAGCAUUCCUUUAUUUUUGGACAGCGUCAAACGAGUGCCACGGCUCACCACUGUCAAAGUCAUCAUGGAAUGCCGGUACCCAAAAAACAUGUGGUUAUCAAAGUUGUCAGCAGCCCGUUAGCGGUAAAUUGAAUGUUCAUGUGGUUCCUCAUACUCACGAUGAUGUCGGCUGGUUAAAAACCGUUGACCAAUAUUACUGGGGAAGUCGUUCCUCUAUCGCGAAGGCUGGAGUGCAAUAUAUUUUGGAUAGCGUGAUUCGGGAGCUGCUCGAAGACCCAAAGAGAAGAUUCAUCUACGUAGAGACAUCUUUUCUCUGGAAAUGGUGGUUGAAUCAAAAUGAUGAGACGAAAAGCGACGUCCAACGUCUCAUCGAUGAAGGUCGAUUGGAAAUAAUAAGCGGGGCAUGGAGCAUGAACGACGAGGCUACCACCCAUUAUCAAUCGAUCAUUGAUCAGUUCACAUGGGGCUUGAGACGUCUCAACGACACAUUCGGUUCUUGCGCACGGCCCCAUGUCGGAUGGCAAAUCGACCCUUUUGGUCAUUCGCGCGAACAAGCAUCCAUAUUCGCAAGAAUGGGUUUCGACGGUCUCUUUUUCGGGAGACUGGAUUAUCAGGACAAGUCCAAACGACUGGACGAUAAAACGGCUGAAAUGAUCUGGAAGGGUAGCGACAGUUUAGGAAAAAGUGCCGAUUUGUUCACCAACGUCCUCUACAACAAUUACUCUCCUCCGCCUGGAUUUUGCUUUGAUGUUCUCUGCGAUGAUGAACCGGUGAUAGAUGACGUCGACAGUCCAGAUUAUAAUGUCAACAAGAGGGUUGGAUCAUUCCUCAGAUUCAUCGAGGAGCAGUCUAAAAAUUAUCGAUCCAAUAAUAUCAUAUUGACAAUGGGAGGAGAUUUCACGUACCAAGAUGCCGAAAUGUGGUACAAAAAUUUGGACAAACUCGUGAGAUACACAAACGAAUUGAACGGAAGCACCGUCAACGUAUUCUACUCAACUCCAUCGUGCUACCUGAAGGCCGUCAAUGAUUUGAAAAUUUCAUUGCCGACGAAAUCUGACGACUUCUUCCCCUACGCCAGCGACCCCCAUACCUACUGGACUGGGUAUUUCACCUCGAGACCAGCGAUAAAAUUCUACGAAAGGAUGGGCAACAACGUCCUUCAAACAUCGAAGCAACUCGCGGUCUUGGGACAGGUAGACUCUGCGGAAAAGUACUUGGUGCCGCUUCGAGAAGCUAUGGGAGUGAUGCAACACCACGACGCGGUAACGGGGACCGAAAAGCAACACGUUGCUCAGGACUACGCGAGAAUAUUGUACGAUGCCAUCCAGGACGGGGACAAACUCGCCUCCGUCGCACUGGGAAAGUUGGUCAAUAAAAAUGAAAGCGAACACGUUCCAUUCAACACGUGUCAUCAAUUAAAUGUCAGCGCCUGUCCGGAUACGGAAAACAAUGAAAACUUCGUAGUCACUCUGUACAAUCCCCAGAGUCGACCGGUUUCAACGUACGUUCGGCUUCCUGUACCCGGAAAAUCGUACAGUGUUAGAGAUUUCACCGGUGCCUUGAUGGUCAUCCAGAUUGUACCCAUACCUUCUGGCAUAUUGUCGAUCCCUGGAAGGGAGAGUUCGGCCAUCAAUGAAUUAGUUUUUCGUGCCGUACGAGUGCCAGCACUCGGUUAUCAAUCUUACCACGUCACCAGAAAUAGUGAAUUAGAAAUGGUAGAAAUUAGAGCGGACCCAACCGCGAAGAAAAUUAAAAACCAGUUCUUCGAGGUGACGCCGAUGAACGAUGGUACUACGCAUACCGUGCGUAAAGUACACGAAUUUCCGAGUCCUGUUGAGUUCAAACAAUCCUUCCACUACUACGAGGGAUGGCAAGGUAACAACGCGGAAUUCAAAAAUAGAUCCUCCGGUGCAUACAUAUUCAGGCCUAGGAGCUCAGAGCCGAAAAAUCUAUCGAGCGUCGGUAUUAGCCAACAGAUUUACAAGGGGCCGUUGGUGCAGGAACUUCAUACAAACAUUAACGAAUGGGUCAGCCAGGUCGUGAGGGUUUACCAAAACGAAGAUUAUACGGAAUGGGAUUGGGUCGUGGGUCCGAUUCCGGUCGAGGACAAAAUUGGCAAGGAAUUCAUAACAAGAUACUCGAGUGUUCUAGACACCCGCAAUGUAUUUUAUACCGAUAGUAAUGGUAGAGAAAUGUUGAGACGAGAGAGAGAUUUCCGACCCACCUGGUCGUUAAACCUUUCGGAACCAGUCGCGGGCAACUAUUAUCCCGUCACCGCAAAAAUCACACUCAAGGACAAGGCCAACAAACUAAGGCUGAGCGUUUUAAACGACCGUGCCCAGGGUGGCACGAGUUUGAACGAUGGCCAAAUCGAGUUGAUGCUCCACCGGAGGUUGCUGCACGACGACGCUUUCGGAGUCGGUGAAGCCUUAGACGAGAAGGCCUAUGGAAAAGGCCUGGUGGUGCGUGGUCGGCAUUUUGUUAUCGGAGGACCCAGUUCCGGAAAAAACGCAUAUGUAUCAUUGAAAGAGAAGGAGUUGGCGUGGAAUUUAUUGAAUCCAUUGCGCGUGUUCGUUUCUCCUACGAAUAAGAAAACUGUUGAGGAAUGGCGUGAACGUUAUCGAAUGCAGGGAUCUGGUAUGGCUAAGGAGCUGCCGUCGAAUGUACGUAUUUUAACGCUCGAACCUUGGAAAGACGGUCACCUCCUUCUGAGGCUUGAACACAUCUUCGAAGUUGGCGAAGACACUAGAUUCUCACACCCCGUCGAAGUCAACAUUAAGGACUUAUUCUCAUUCUUCGCCGUGACGAGCAUACGGGAAACAACAUUGGGGGGUAAUCAAUGGUUGGAGGAUGCAGACCGUUUGGAAUGGAUAAGUGAGUCGAACGAAGUAUUCCGGGAAGAAGUGGUGGACGUGAAUUCGGAAUCUGCAUUUGACGAUGCUGGCGAUACCAUCAACAUCUUACUGCGUCCGAUGGAAAUUCGCACGUUUGUCAUAAAAAUUGCGCUGAAAUGAUGGGCCGUUAUCACGUCCCUAUCCAAUACGCGUGCACAUUUAAUACAACAAUUUAAGAAUAAAUCAUAUCCUUACAA